GCGAGCUCGAGGCGCACAGGCAUGCAUUCCCGACAAACAGCCUCGCAUCUGUCUGGCAUGUUUCCAGCAGAGCCGUGGCUUAUGUGAUCUUUUACUGGAAUUGGGGAUGGGUUGCUGGAACUUGACAACUCGAUGCCGACACCAAAAUCGACACCACCGACGACGACGCCGGUGCGGAUGUUCGGAGAAACAACUAGGGCUCUCCUCGGUCUGUCUGUUGAGACCGAGAAAACGCAUGCCCACCUGUACCACAUUUAUGGAGAGCAAUACAGGUAUCGAGCGAAUACACGCAAGCUAGAGCUAGAUCGGUCAAAGGCACGAGAUCUCGCCAGGCCCACAUCACAUCUAUUCAUAGUGAAGCACGUCGACCCGUCGCGUGUGCACAUGGUCGUGUGCAGUGCGUGUACGAGAGCGAGUGUUCGUGCGUGCAUUCGUGCUUGGCCGCGACGAUCAGCAAGACAUUCACACGGCGCCUUGUUCGCGCUUCACACGCUGCGCCGCACUCUAUCUCCCUGCGUUUCGACCGCCGCCACCCCCGCCUGCAGCGUACGUGCGAGGCGCUUGCAGGGCCCCGCGAUACACUGGUGUGCCGUGCGCCACGCCAGGUCGCCAUGCCCAUGUGAACGCCACGGCGUGGCGCUCUCGGUGUUCCCCAUCCCCAAUCCGUCCACUCUCAUCUCCGACGCCCGACUCAGCCGUUCUCCACCUCCUCGGGUCUGCCGCACGUACAGCCGACAGCCAGCUGACCGCAAUUGAAGGUAUGGACCUGUCAGCUGACAGCACAGGCUGAUGAGAUGUUCCGCGCACGACCUAGCGCGUAAUCGACUGCCUGAUCUCCAUGGACGU
Messenger RNA from Cutaneotrichosporon oleaginosum, 846 nucleotides. RefSeq lists its product as uncharacterized. NCBI's taxonomy places the organism in Eukaryota, Fungi, Basidiomycota, Tremellomycetes, Trichosporonales, Trichosporonaceae. The record is from RefSeq and is a predicted model, not a curated record.